GAGAACACCAGUCCUGAUUCAUCGACUUCUUGUAUCUACCAGAUUAUAAGAUCUGAGCCUGAUAUUAGUCCAAGAUGUUACGGCGGAAACCGUCCAACGCCUCGGACAAGGACCCCGGUCAAAAAAAGAAGUUAUCGCUACAACGUUCCAGCAGCUUCAAGGACUUCGGGAAAUCGAAGAUCAGCUCUCCUGUCUGCGACAAGGAAUUCAACCUGGAGAAUGAUAUCCCUGAAAAUGAGACCUCAUCAGGUUCCGCAGGAGCAGAAGAAGGCAAAGGUAGCGGGGGCAAGUUCAGCAAGAAAUGGCGAGCCGUCAUAUCCCGGACGAUGAACAGGAAGUCAGGGAAAAUGAUGAUGAAAGCGAUGGCUGACGAAUGGGGAGAACCUGGAGAACAAGGGUCCAUGUCCCCAGUUUCCCUGGAUGGGAGUAUGGAUGGCGGCUUCCCAAGAAAAUGUUCCGACCCGGAGGAAAACCACCACCCGGCAGUGAGCAGACAGACCUCCAGCGGGAGCGAGCUGUGCAGUCCUUCCUAUAUGUUUAGUAAUAGAGACAGCAUCAACAUGGAGAACCUGGAGCCUCCGUACAAUGGCCCGUUCUGUGGAAAAGCCAAAGUCCAUACAGACUUCACACCAAGUCCGUACGAAAAAGAUUCCCUGAAGCUCAGAGUGGGAGACAUCAUUGACAUUAUUGAGAAACCACCCGUCGGCACCUGGACGGGAAUGCUAAGGAACAAAGUUGGAUCAUUUAAGUUUAUCUACGUGGACAUUAUUCCCGAGGAGACGGAAAACCCAAAAAGAGUCAGGACUCAUGGGCGCAGCAAGAAAUCCCAACCCAAGAGCUUACAGGAGCUGCUGGAGCGGAUCAAUAUGCAGGAACACAUUGCGACCCUCAUGCUGAAUGGUUACGAGACCAUUGAAGACUUCAAAGACCUGACAGAGAGUCACCUCCUGGAGCUGAACAUAACUGACCCGCAGCACAUUGUGAAGCUCCUCACUGCCGCCGAAUUCUUGCUGGAUUAUGAUACCGGCAGUGACCAUGAAGAGGCGACCGAGACCUCAUCCUCCAGUCAAAGCUGUCCCCUCCCCCGAGACUCGGGCUGUUACGAGGGACCCGAGAACCUGGAGAACAGCAGAGACGAGUCCGACAUCAACCGCUUGUCCUUAGAUGACUCUAUUAUCAAGACGCACACGGAAACCGAGACGCCUGAAGAAGUAUCGAGCCACGACGGAUGAGACACGACCGUAAACUCUGCAUCGGGAUAGUCCUCGGCUGGAGGAAUCCAUGAACUGAGCAAAGUGAUGGGACGGACACGAAGAGCGAACAACAUACGGCUCCAAUUCUUUCCAUCUAUUUUUUUUAAUAUGUUUUGUUUCUUCUUUUAUUGUUGGAAAUGUUUGUGUAAGAAGGAGCCGUCCUGGUCCUGGCGUUACGUAUAUCUCCAGAAGAUCUGCAAAUCUACAUAACAUCCAGACGCAGGGGUACUCCAUGUUCUGCAGUGGUCAGAGGAAGUUACGGCUGUACAAGAGACUCUCUGCCCUCCACAGGCUUCUAUGAGAAGGAAACGUCAGACAAUUGUGCAAGAAAUCGAAGUGUCAGGAGAAAACAAUGAGACAAGAGAGAAAUUGCAGAAAUACGCCAAUGUAUACGGGGGAUACGGAGAAGGUAACAUAUAUAUGUAUCGAAAGCCAUAGGAGGAAAGCGGAUCAUUAUGGCCACAAGCCAAUCAAGCCAAUGGAACGCCGCAUAGAACUCUUGGCAGUGCAAGUAGAAGGAUUUCGGAUCCUGAAGAUCUUCCUCAGAUGUAUUUCAGAUCUUCUCAAUCUUAUUUCCAAUCUUAUAGCCACAGAUACAUUUCCUGCAUCGUCUUGCUACAAAGUGUCGAUAGAAAAAUAAAAAUAAAAUUGUACAUAGUCAACUGUUAUCUGUUACUUC
Messenger RNA from Hyla sarda, 1932 nucleotides. RefSeq names its product SAM and SH3 domain containing 3 (gene SASH3). The transcript is spliced from 8 exons. Gene Ontology annotation, biological process: positive regulation of B cell proliferation; positive regulation of adaptive immune response; positive regulation of immunoglobulin production. Gene Ontology annotation, molecular function: protein binding. The record is from RefSeq and is a predicted model, not a curated record. Lineage: Eukaryota; Metazoa; Chordata; Amphibia; Anura; Hylidae. Gene Ontology annotation, cellular component: nucleus; cytoplasm. The coding region runs from base 75 to 1232 and encodes 385 amino acids.